Messenger RNA from Pochonia chlamydosporia 170, 1110 nucleotides. RefSeq names its product 3-oxo-5-alpha-steroid 4-dehydrogenase protein. Gene Ontology annotation, molecular function: cellulose binding. NCBI's taxonomy places the organism in Eukaryota, Fungi, Ascomycota, Sordariomycetes, Hypocreales, Clavicipitaceae. The transcript is spliced from 2 exons. Gene Ontology annotation, cellular component: extracellular region. Bases 1 to 1110 code for a protein of 369 amino acids. The record is from RefSeq and is a predicted model, not a curated record. Gene Ontology annotation, biological process: carbohydrate metabolic process.
AUGUUAAGCCUACUUGUUGCCGUAUUUGCCUUGUGCAAAGCAAUCUAUGCCCAAACACCUACUGAGACCGCACCCCUUAUCAUCAACCAAGGCCCAACCAACAGAUGCUGGAGCUGGUACGCCGAGCCAAGCGACUAUGGCUCACCUCCAGACAAAGAAACCAACUGCUACGGUGAUAACAUGUACGGGAGGUUUAAUCUAGCCACAUAUGGAUGGCGGUACCCGAACGACUACCAGAAGUCACCAGGUUAUGAUGGCUCUGUGACAGGCGCAAACGGAUCACCGCUCACUAUAUCGCUAACGAACAAUGCGAAGAACGCCAAUUGUACAGGUGUUGAGAUCAAUCUCAGUUAUGACUAUCCAACCGCGGCAUUGUACGCCAAUGUGAGCGAUACAGACCUCUCUCAAUACGAUUCGGUUAUCAUCGAGUACGACGCCUACGUUAAAUCUGCUACUAUCUCGCAGUCAGAAUGCAGCUGUUUAGAAAACGGUAAGGCAUCGUGCCCAAGCUGGUGGAAGUCGCAGUUCACGACAGAUAUUCUGUUUUACCAAGGCCCUAAUAAGGAUUUCAAUGUCAUUUCUGUUCGGAAUUUCGACCCGCAAAAUAAUGGCAACUCGUACUUUAAUGCAGCUGGCGGACAUCGCUACCAAUAUAGCGAUCAUCAGAUCCAGCCCGUUUCUGGGACCAGGGCACAUGUCCGGCUCGAUGCAAAGCAUUUGAUCGCAUCCUAUAGUAGCCAGUUAUGUCAAGGAGGUUCAACCAAUGGGCCGAUCUUCUUGCGAAGCAUUCAAUUUGUUUCUAUUGCCACUGGGGCGGACAUGACGGUUGAGAUCCAGAAUGUCAAGGCCAACGCUUUCAAAUAUAAACCCGGCACCUUCACGUCUUCCGCUGUCCCACCAGGGUGUACGCCAACCAAUUGUCCAAGUCAGCCAAGUGAUCCGAAGAGCUCGUGUGCAUCAUGGGUCCCUCAGGCCACAGGGGCUCCAACGUCGAGCAACAAGUUGUAUGAUCAAUGUGGGGGAAAGACUUGGACUGGGUCGACGAGUUGUCCGAGCGGAGCGGCAUGCAAGAUUCAAAAUGAGUAUUAUUCACAGUGCCUUCCUGUUUAG